This is a messenger RNA of Echinops telfairi (small Madagascar hedgehog), 2178 nucleotides long. It is a transcript of the gene CDKAL1, whose product is annotated as CDK5 regulatory subunit associated protein 1 like 1. Gene Ontology annotation, cellular component: endoplasmic reticulum. The record is from RefSeq and is a predicted model, not a curated record. Gene Ontology annotation, biological process: tRNA methylthiolation. The coding region runs from base 75 to 1820 and encodes 581 amino acids. Gene Ontology annotation, molecular function: tRNA (N(6)-L-threonylcarbamoyladenosine(37)-C(2))-methylthiotransferase activity; 4 iron, 4 sulfur cluster binding. Lineage: Eukaryota; Metazoa; Chordata; Mammalia; Afrosoricida; Tenrecidae. The transcript has 16 exons.
CCGGAGAGGAGCGUGUGGAGUCCCUAAUUUCAGACGGGUGUGUUCCAGGUGGACUGCUGGCUAAGGGUGAGAAGAUGCCUUCUGCAUCCUGUGACACACUACUGGAUGACAUAGAAGAUAUUGUGACCCAAGAAGAUUCAAAGCCACAAGAUAGGCAUUUUGCAAGAAAGCAUAUUGUUCCAAAGGUGCGAAAACGAAAUUCCCAGAAGUACUUGCAAGAGGAAAACAGCCCACCAAGUGAUAGCAUUAUUCCAGGCAUCCAGAAAGUUUGGAUACGAACGUGGGGUUGUUCGCAUAAUAAUUCAGAUGGAGAGUAUAUGGCCGGACAGCUAGCUGCCUAUGGAUAUGAAAUUACAGACAAGGCAUCAGACGCAGACUUGUGGCUCCUAAAUAGUUGCACGGUGAAAAACCCAGCUGAGGACCACUUCCGGAACUCCAUCAAAAAAGCCCAGGAGGAGAACAAGAAAGUAGUACUAGCUGGAUGUGUCCCUCAGGCCCAGCCUCACCAGGACUACCUCAAGGGCCUGAGCAUCAUAGGGGUUCAACAGAUAGAUCGUGUGGUAGAAGUUGUCGAGGAAACCAUUAAAGGUCACUCUGUGAGACUGCUGGGUCCGAAAAAAGAUAAUGGAAAACGGUUGGGGGGCGCACGGUUGGAUUUGCCGAAGAUUAGGAAGAAUCCACUGAUAGAAAUCAUUUCCAUCAAUACUGGGUGUCUCAAUGCUUGUACCUACUGCAAAACUAAGCACGCCAGAGGGACCCUGGCCAGUUACCCGAUUGAUGAACUAGUGGAUAGAGCCCAGCAGUCUUUUCAAGAGGGUGUUUGCGAGAUAUGGCUGACCAGCGAAGACACCGGCGCAUAUGGCAGAGACCUUGGCACCGAUCUCCCCACGCUGCUGUGGAGGCUGGUGGCAGUGAUUCCGGAGGGAGCCAUGCUGAGGCUGGGCAUGACAAACCCGCCCUAUAUCUUGGAGCACCUGGAGGAAAUGGCAAAAAUCCUCAAUCACCCCAGAGUCUAUGCGUUUCUGCACAUACCAGUCCAGUCUGCCUCGGACAGCGUGCUCAUGGACAUGAAAAGAGAAUACUGCGUGGCUGACUUCAAACGAGUCGUGGAUUUUCUGAAAGAGAAAGUUCCUGGAAUCACGAUUGCUACAGACAUCAUCUGUGGUUUUCCUGGAGAAACAGAUCAAGAUUUUCAAGAAACAGUGAAACUCGUGGAAGAGUACAAAUUUCCAAGCCUCUUUAUUAACCAGUUUUACCCAAGACCGGGAACUCCGGCUGCAAAAAUGGAGCAAGUUCCAGCACAAGUGAAAAAGCAAAGAACGAAAGAUCUUUCUCGGGUGUUUCAUUCUUACAACCCAUAUGACCACAAGGUAAGAGAAGCGUGCUGUCAGUACACUACACUGGUAACUGAGCAAAAUGCAGACUCACAGUACUGGAUCGCUCAUCUUCUGAUUUUUUUUAAGGUAUUGGUGCCAAAGAACCCCUCGUUUAUGGGGAAAAUGGUCGAAGUGGACAUUUAUGAAUCCGGAAAGCAUUUCAUGAAAGGACAGCCAGCCUCAGAUGCCAGAAUCUACACCCCCUCCAUCAGCAAGCCCUUAGCCAAGGGAGAAGUCUCGGGCGUAACAGAGGAGUUCAGAAGCAGGUGCGGGAGCCACGUGCGCGCGCCCUCUGUCCCCUCCUCUGCAAGUCAGCGGGGAUCGGUGAGCUCCAGGACCGUGCUGCGGCUGCACCGGCUCCAUGACGCCUGCGCGCUGAAGAUCUCUGUGGGCCUGGCCCUGCUGGCUCUGCUCUUCGCCCUUUUUGUGAAGGUCUAUAAUUAGAACACAACUGAAGGACAGUCCGCGGAGGAGAACAGCUUUCUAAUUAACAUCACCACCGAGCAAGAAAGCAAGCAGAGAACACUGUCCAAGGGCAACCUUUGUGCCCUGCCCUACCCCGUCCACCAGGAGACAACCCGCUGCCUUUUUGACCUUGAACCGGACAACGUCGCCACAGCAUCUUUUAAAUUAAGCUCAUUUUGGUUUAUUUUUAGUAAGUAGUUGCAUUAAAAGAGGGGAUAAAAAACAAAACCCAACAACAAACCUCAGUCUCCAAGUCAUACACUUCGGGCGCAGUGGUCUGGGCAUCAUUUCUUAUGUGGGAAGAGCUUUAAAUCUUCAAUAAACAUUUCUAAAUCAA